This is a messenger RNA of Cyclopterus lumpus (lumpfish), 2265 nucleotides long. It is a transcript of the gene hyal1, whose product is annotated as hyaluronidase 1. Bases 94 to 1413 code for a protein of 439 amino acids. Gene Ontology annotation, biological process: carbohydrate metabolic process; hyaluronan catabolic process. NCBI's taxonomy places the organism in Eukaryota, Metazoa, Chordata, Actinopteri, Perciformes, Cyclopteridae. The transcript has 4 exons. The record is from RefSeq and is a predicted model, not a curated record. Gene Ontology annotation, molecular function: hyalurononglucosaminidase activity.
UUUUUCAUGUGUCAUUCAGAUCAUGAGACUGCGAGUUGAGUUUACCUUAACGUCCAAACCACAAAGUACUCUUGCAAAACGAAAUCAACAGGGAUGAGUUCAUUUCAUCAUGAGGUGCCGCUUUUCUUUUUCCUGAUCAGCCUCGUUUCAGGGCUGCAGUUUGUAACACCCCCUCUUUCCCAGGUGCCUUUCGUAACCGUGUGGAAUGCUCCUACCGCCAGCUGUCUCUCUCAAUAUGGCGUGGACCUCGACUUGGGCACGUUCAGCAUUGCCCAGAACGAGAACCAGACCUUUAUGGGCGAAAACAUAACCAUCUUUUACUCUGAUAAGCUCGGCCUGUAUCCCAGGUACACCGGUCAAGCAGUCGCUAUCAAUGGCGGGGUGCCGCAGAACGCCAGUCUUGAUGAACACCUCAGAGUGGCCUCUGAAAAUAUCCACACCUGUAUCCCUGACAAGGAUUUUCAGGGUCUGGCAGUGGUGGACUGGGAGAGCUGGAGACCUGCAUGGGAGAGAAACUGGGACAGUAAGCAGGUGUACCAGGUGGAAUCGAGAGGACUAGUGAGGUCCAGGCAUCCAGACUGGAGCCCUGCGCAGUUAGAGGCUGCAGCUCGGGUGGAGUUUGAGGGCGGUGGGAGGAAGUUCAUGGAGGAAACACUGAACCUCGGCCAGCAAGAGAGACCAAAUGGGCUGUGGGGUUAUUAUGGUUUUCCCAACUGCUACAACUACUUCAGCGAAAAAAGCACAAACUACACGGGGGAGUGUCCUCCUGUGGAGUUAAAGAGGAACGACGAGCUGUCGUGGUUGUGGAACGUCUCUUCUGCUCUUUAUCCUGACAUCUACCUGAGCCUCGAGAUGCGACACCUCGACAGAGAAGUGCUCCUCUACACCCAUCACCGCAUCAUGGAGGCCAUGAGAGCUCGGCUGACCUCAUCAACACCGGCCAUGUUCCCGUAUGCUCGCAUCGUUUACACGUACACGUUAGAUUUCCUCUCUCAGGAGCACCUGGUCUACACCAUCGGAGAGAGUGCUGCUUUAGGAUCUGCCGGGGUGGUGCUUUGGGGCGACCUUGCCUUCUCCAAGUCUCAGGCCGCUUGUAAUACUAUCAAAUCCUACAUUGACGAGACUAUGGGUCCUUACCUGGUGAACGUGACAGCGGCGGCCAUCCUUUGCAGCCAGACCAUUUGUUCCUCUCAUGGAAGAUGCCAGCGGAGGAGCCCCACCUCAAGGGUCUACCUCCACCUGGACCCUGCCGAGUGGAAGGUGGUGUCUGAGAAGCAACCAAACAGACGGCAGAACUACAGAGUUUUAGGACAGAUGAGAACACGCGCGGUAAAGUUCAUGAAGUCUGAGUUUCAGUGCAGGUGUUACCCAGGGUGGGGCGGUGAGAGCUGCUCCCAACCAAUUCAGGGAUAAAAGACUUGUCAUGAGGCAGAAUGUUAGUUACAUUUAACAAUGUAAGCAUACUAAUAACAUCAUACUAUUAAAGGGUAAAGGAUGUUGUUUAAUUGCAUAAAAUGUGUCCGAUCUUUUUGUUCCAGAUAUCAGCCUAACAACUGUCUGAUAUUUCCCUUUCAGUCCACUCAACAUGUUGCUUAUCAUUACUAUUAUGUUUGAGCUUCACUGUGCAGAAUGAUGGGUUUGACACAGACAAACUUCUUCAGUGUCUGAAGAAGUUUGUCUGUGCUCAACUUAAAUCUGAGUUGAAUGUGUGUACGUAGAGCAAGCUCCUUGUCAACUUACACAACUACAGUACACAAACGUCGAAGCUGCUGCACAAGUCACAUUCUUUUUCUUUUGACUUUAAAUACAUACUGCAGCUGCCCUUACAAAGUGCCUACUGUUGCGUGUAGUUUGCAAUUCAUUGAUUUGGGACAUACUUCUUCCUCAUAAUAUGACACCCUGUACUUUAAGCUCUUCCUUAAAUAUCUACUGCACAAAGGAUUGUGGCCACAACAGCUUGCUGGCUUGCACACUACAUAAUGCAACCGGAUGGAGUCAGACAUCCUGGUGUUUCUGUCAAACGGCAUUUGACAUACUAUGUAUUGGGACAUUGGGACAUUAAAAAAAUGUAUGGUAGUAUGGGUAUUGUAACUCACAGUGAGUUUACUGCGAAGUGAAAGACAUCUUCUGUCCAGCAGUUGAACUUAUGAAAUUACCAAUAUUUGCAUAUUCAUAGACUCUGGAUUUGUUUGAAUGAUUUUUUAAUUCAAUUAAACUAUUUCUUUUUGAAAAAUCUGAUUUCUCACAUAAUAAAGAUUAUUUCAU